Diaporthe amygdali is the source of this 300-nucleotide messenger RNA. Its product is annotated as endopeptidase inhibitor-like protein. The record is from RefSeq and is a predicted model, not a curated record. Gene Ontology annotation, molecular function: endopeptidase inhibitor activity. The transcript is spliced from 2 exons. Gene Ontology annotation, biological process: vacuole fusion, non-autophagic. The coding region runs from base 1 to 300 and encodes 99 amino acids. Lineage: Eukaryota; Fungi; Ascomycota; Sordariomycetes; Diaporthales; Diaporthaceae.
AUGAAGCUGAUCGCAUACCUCCUCCUGGCUCUGUCCGCCAUCAGCGGCGCCUUCGCCGUCGAGCAGCACAAGUCGUUCAUCAUCUCAUUUGAGCCAGACACCGCCCAGACCGUGAUCGAUGCCGCAAAGAAGCAGAUCACCGAUGCUAAGGGGGUCAUCACCCACGAGUACACCCUGAUCAAGGCAUUCGCCGCGACCGCCGGAGAGAAGGUGUACGAGAGUCUACAGGUCUGGGCCCAGGACAGCGGCGCACAUGUCGAGGAGGACCAGGUUGUCUCGAUUGAGGACCCAAAGAUUUGA